CAAGCUUUUGCGGCAGCCGUAAUCGCUGAAGGUCGUCCGACACCCUCGGCGCAAUCUCACACCCCAGCAGAGACGCCACGCCCAUCCUCAUCUUCCUCAUCAUCUGACGAGCUUAAAGCUCAAGCAGCGGCAGAGAAGAAGGCUAAAGCUGCAGCAGAUAAGAGGGCGGCAGCAGAGCGUAGAGCUGCUGCUGCUGCUGAGAAGCUCGCGGCAGAGAGGGCGGCUCUCUUGGCCGCUGAGCAGGAGAUGCAAGAGGAAGAGGAGGAGGUCGACGACGAAAACGAGGAUGAUGCGGACCAGAAGCUGUACUGCAUUUGCAGGACAUUACGAGGAACGGCUCAUGAUUGCCUGCGACCUCUGCGACGAAUGGUACCACGCAGCGUGCGUUCCGUCGAUGGACGACGAGCUGGCAGCCCUUGUUGACGUCUUCGUCUGCCCUCGAUGCGAACCUCACACGACGGAGUGCACAACGAUGAAGCCUCCUUGCCUACGACAAGGGUGCAAAAUGGCUGCUCGACCUCCUCUUUCCCGCUACUGCUCGGAUCGAUGCGGCAUCCUCGUCGCUGCGGCACGCAUCGCCAAGACCAAGUACGCCAAGAGCUCAAGCGGGGGACCGAAGAGGCUGCUUACGAAGCAAGUACAGGCGGCUUCCAGAAAGGAAGGCAUGGUCGUAUGGGGAGAAGCGGACGCAGAGGGGCUGCAACAAUGGUUCGCGAGUUUGAGCGUGCGCGGCGCAGAUCACGGCCAAGAGGAGGUCGAGGACGAGGACGAGUCCAAGCCCAUCCAUCCGACCUCUGAGCCACUCUCAGUCGGUUCGAGCAGGGAAGAGGAACGCCUCGUCGACCUACGCCACCACCUGUCCAAGCUCACUGCCCAACGGCAAGAAGUCUCCACAACUCUCGACCUGGCAGAGAGCCGCGUCAAGCUCCUCCAGCUUGUCGACGAUCGUCUUGGUGUGCUCCCGCCCGUUAUGGUGGAAGAAACGGCAAGCUCGUCCUCAUCAAAGAAGAGCAAAUCCAAAGGAGGUAGCAAAAAGGAUGAUGCUGGUGCCGGACUCAAAACGCAACCCCGCUGUGGGUACGACGAGCGCCUCGCGUGGGAUGAUGAGCGCUUCAGCGCUUGGAUGGCCAGCAGGGAGGGCAGAGAGAUGCUUGCAGGCAGCAAAAAGCUCGAUGGUCACUUGGUCGAUGCAGACGGGCAAGCCGUCGUCCUUGAAGACGGAGGUGGGGCAGAUAUUUCGUCGGCGUCGGCGACGGUGGCAAAGGUGUGCGGUACGGCAAAGCGCAGAUGCAAGAGACACGCCGACUGGAAUGCGGUCAAGACGGACGAUUUUGAGGUCGAGAAGGACAGUCAGGUGAGGAAUACGAUGGACGGCGACAGUGACGGCAGUGCUCGAAGCGCCGGAAUCGUUGACCGAGCAAUCCUCCCCACGCUUUCCUACCACAGACUUCGAAGCUGUCCACGCUCUCAGAGGAGAUUUCUCGUACGAACGCACAGCUUCUUGACCUCGAAGGCGUCCUCAAAGCAAAGCGACCGGUUGAUGAGACGAGGACCUCUGGCAGCAUAGUCGACGGGCAGGGCGGGGACCUGCCGGUAAGAUGAAUGGAGCGCAAAGCACGUUGGCUCGGUCUCCUCUUGUUCUGGCUUUUGUGUAAUACCACCUUAUUGACAGCAACCCGCGCCAAUGGCGAUUGCGCGCGAGACAUCAUUUUGUCCUCAGCAAAGCCAGAGCGCACACGCUCUUCUCGCCUCACGACCAAGCAGAGGGUGGAGAAAUAGCAAGCGCGAUUGGAU
Molecule: messenger RNA, 1794 nt
Organism: Jaminaea rosea
Lineage: Eukaryota; Fungi; Basidiomycota; Exobasidiomycetes; Microstromatales
Exons: 5
Coding region: 287-1567 (426 amino acids)
Cellular component (GO): Set1C/COMPASS complex
Source: RefSeq, a predicted model, not a curated record